UUUGAAUUUCGAAGACCUUCUCCCUCUCCACCUCGCUCCUCUCUCCUCUCGUGGCCAUGGCGAUGGCAGCAAGGGCGCGCUGCUCGAGGCAACCCAACUCCCAUCGCCUCCUCGCCGUGGUUGUCCUCGCCGCUAUUCUGCUCCUUCCGGUGGCCUCCGCGGCGGCGGCGGUGGUGGCGGCGGUGGCGGAGGGGGACGGGGUGGAGAACCGGUCGGCGGCGAGGCAGUGGGCGACGGGGAAGGACGAGGGGGAGCUGGUCUCCGGGGAGGAGUCGAGGGGAGGUGGGUCGGUGGUGGAGGACGAGUUCGCGGGUGGGUUCGGCUCCCUCGACAGCAUGCUGCAGUGGGCGAUCGGAAAUUCUGAUCCGGAUAAGUUGAAAGAACAGGCAGAGGGUGUGCAGAAAUUGUCUGCAGAUGAGCUGCUCAAGCGGCGAAUGGAGAUCAAGGAGUUGAUGGAGAAAUUAAAGAUGCCGUCAGAUGCUGACUUAAUGAAGAUUGCAAUUGCUGACUUAAAUAAUUCUUCCAUUUCACUGGAGGAUCGGCAGCGUGCACUGCAGGAACUAUUAAUUCUCGUUGAGCCCAUUGACAAUGCUAAUGAUCUUGACAAACUAGGAGGCCUCGUUGCUGUGAUUCAAGAUCUUAAUAAUGCAAAUGAAGAAAUAAGGACCACUUCUGCAUGGGUCCUGGGUAAAGCCAGUCAGAAUAAUGCCCUUGUCCAAAAUCAGAUCCUAGGUUAUGGAGCUUUGGCAAGAUUAGUGAAGAUGGGCUAUGCAACUUCUGCAGAAGAAGCUACAAAGGCGCUGUAUGCUAUAUCCGCUUUGGUUAGAGACAAUAUAAAUGGUCAGGAGGCAUUUCAUUCAGAAAAUGGAAGUGCAAUGUUGCAGCACAUAUUGGCGAGUAAUAGUGUUGACGUUCGGCUUCAGAAGAAGGCAGUGUUUCUAGUGACAGAUCUAGCAGAUUUUCAGCUAAAUUCUGGAAAUUCAGGACUUCCUUUCUUAAGUGACCGUAUUUUUCUUAAGUCAUUGGUUGAUAUGCUGUCAAGAUUUGACCUCGACCUUCAAGAAAAGGUUUUGUUGGCUAUCAAGAGCCUACUGAAGCUUUCAUCCACUGAAGCCACAGAUUUCGAGUCCUGUGACCUCAGCAGUGUACUGUACAGAUUGGGCGUGCAGUUGGAGGAGUUGCCAUCAGAAGAGCAAAAAGAGUAUGCUGGGGAGGUGGAUGACCUCCGGAGAGAAGUCCAAAUUCUGUUCCAAGACAAGCUCAAAGAGGGCACAAAGACUGCAUUGUGAUGAUAUUAGGACGAAUUAACGACGGAUGUAGUAUGCAAUGGAGGCAUUAAAUUUUUCAGGAGUAUAGUUGAUGUUUGGGGCCAUUCUUGCAGUGAUCAGAAUCCUCAGAGGAUCAAAUGGAGUCAUGGAAUAUUUAUCUGUGGAUCUUCGGCCAGGUGGUGACAUAGUGUCUGUAGGAUUUGAUGUAAUCGUAGGUUAGGAUUAUUAACUGUAUGGCUUCUUUUCCUGAAGCUACCUAUGGUUAAUUCAUCAUUCCCUGCACUAUAUUUUAACCACUGCAAUGAAGCAAAUUUUCCCCUUAAGUCACCUGUGUGGCUGUGUCUUCCUCUUGAGAAUGUAUCCACGUGUACUGGAAGUUGAUGUCGAUCAUCUGUUUUCUGGCUUGAGAAUC
Oryza sativa Japonica Group (Japanese rice) is the source of this 1680-nucleotide messenger RNA. RefSeq names its product hsp70 nucleotide exchange factor FES1. Gene Ontology annotation, cellular component: endoplasmic reticulum. Gene Ontology annotation, molecular function: adenyl-nucleotide exchange factor activity. NCBI's taxonomy places the organism in Eukaryota, Viridiplantae, Streptophyta, Magnoliopsida, Poales, Poaceae. The record is from RefSeq and is a predicted model, not a curated record.